Drosophila serrata is the source of this 8463-nucleotide messenger RNA. RefSeq names its product slowpoke 2 (gene SLO2). Gene Ontology annotation, molecular function: intracellular sodium-activated potassium channel activity; outward rectifier potassium channel activity. Gene Ontology annotation, cellular component: plasma membrane. The record is from RefSeq and is a predicted model, not a curated record. NCBI's taxonomy places the organism in Eukaryota, Metazoa, Arthropoda, Insecta, Diptera, Drosophilidae. Gene Ontology annotation, biological process: potassium ion transmembrane transport.
UUUUGUAACGGAAAUCGCUCGAGUGCUAAUUAAAAUUGAAUCAGGUGACUCGGCAACGGAAAAUUAAAUAUUUUAGAUGUAGUGCAAUUAAUUCUAACUAGUAAUUACUCAUAAAAAAUAUAUAUAAGCAAACAAAUCCGUUUAACGAGCUGUCGUAAAUCUUAGAGAACAUAACCUUUAGCUCUGGACCAGUUAUUUUCACAUCUUUAGUUUUUCGACCGCAUAAAUCAAUAACACGAGAAAUAAUAAAUUACGCCGGCCAAAGUUAAAUAUUUAAUUUCACACCGAAUGAUAUAAGUGGCAAUAAAAUUCCCGUGCAAAUUUGUGGCAGUCUACGCAGAUCCACCGAGGUGUGUGUGCCGCGUGCCAGCGUGUGUCCGUGUGCAUAAAUAAAUGUGACCAGUCAGUUGACCCGUGAACCGUAACUUAUACGGAAUCUCAUACCGGCGGACAGGCAGCAAGGAGCAAGAGGUAAAGCCGGAGCCACAUCUCCAGGAGCUGCCGAAAGUUUCGCCUUGAAUUUAUGACCAAUGCCGCGCUCGCGCACUUCGUUUUCCUCUGGGCCUCAUUGGCAGCAACAGCAACACAGCACCAGCAAAGUUGUAAUAAAAAUCUGCAAAUAAAACAUAAAAUCAUAAACACCACACCUCCUGCCGCACUCUAUCGCGGAAAAUGCCAAAGGAACCCGGUCCGAGCCCGGCAGUCGAACGGAUAAAACAAUAAAUAUCAACAGGAGUCCAAGGAAAGCAGCUUUAAGUAUUUACAUAACCAACCAAGAAACCAAACCAACUAACUGACCAACUACACCUAAUAAAUAACUAAAUGUACCGAUAACGAUAAAAAUACAUACCUAAUCCAACUGAGCGGACCAAAACGCGGAUACAAUUCCGAGUUGCAAAAAUCAAUGUGAGACUUUUGUGCUUACAAACUAUAAUACUAAAGACGACCAAAUUCGGAUCUUAACUAGGAAUUUAUACGAUUAGCUUAGCGACUAAGUGUACAUAUGACCAGAAUGGAAUAAAACUUGGUAAAAGCUUUAAAUUAGUCAACUAAGAGGAUAGGAGAGGCAAAUCCAAACUCGAUAUUUGCUGUCAAUUCUCGUGUGUAAAGUGUAACUGAACGUGUAAACUGUAGACUGUGCUAUGAACAUAUUCAACCUAUAAACUAACCAUAGGACUUAAUACAUAUAUAUUUUAUUGGAGGGAGAGAAGCUAUAUAACGAUUUCCAGGUAAUGCAAACGAAUUGAAACGAAACUAAACAAAACAACACAUCAACAACAGUCUUUCCUGGGAGCUUUCCUUGCUGUGCGCUUUGUAGAUCUGUCCAUAAGUGUUCUCUGCCAACUGCAUUUAUUCGUAUAUGUGUGUCCAUGUGUCUGUGUAUGUGUAUGUGUUCCUAGCACGCCAAGAAUCCUUGGUCCUGCAACAUGAGCAGUGACCCGUGCCACCACACGGCCGCUGGCAGCAGCACCAGCAGCAGCGGCGGCAACGAUACCAACAACAAUAAUAAUAAUAUUAACAAUGGCGACAGCGGCGGCAACAACUAUAGCAACUAUAGCCGCUUAACUAGCCUCCGUAACUACAAGUUUUCUAAUUGGUUUUCACAACGCGCCGAGGAGAACAAGCGCAAGAAGCGCGUGGAGCAGCAGCGCCAACAGCAGCGCCAAAGGCGGGGGGCCAAGGUCUUCAAAUGCGUCAGCGACUCCACCGGCCACCUGACCUUGGCCCCCUCGCGGCUCUUCGAGCGGACGCCGAUGAGUCCGUCGGACAGUCUGGACGAGAUCGCGCUGCAGAUCCCCAGAGUUCGUGUGGAGUACUAUGUGAACGAAAACACAUUCAAAGAAAGACUGCAACUCUAUUUCAUUAAGAAUCAGCGUUCAAGCUUGCGCAUACGAAUCGCCGAUUUAUUCCUUAAGUUACUGUCGUGUGUUCUCUACAUAAUACGUGUGAUAUUGGAUAUAAAUCCAACAUUUAUAACAUGCUAUGGCUGCGAAGUGGGCAAUAAAACGGAGUUCAUCCUUUCGCGCAAGUUGACGGAGGAGGAGUUCCAGGAGAACCCCAUCAUCAAUUGGGACGGCAUACUCUGGGUGAAUCGGCCGACAGUGCUCUGGGUCCUGCAGCUGCUCCUCGCCAUGGUGUCGUUAACGCAAUCCUUGGUUCUGACAUAUCUAGGCUAUAAGGGCAACAUCUGGCAGCAGAUACUUUCAUUUCACUUUAUACUAGAAUUAGUAACGACAAUACCCUUUGCACUAACGAUCGUUCAUCCUCCGUUGCGCAAUUUAUUUAUUCCUAUUUUCCUCAAUUGCUGGCUGGCCAAGCGAUCGCUGGAGAAUAUGUUUAAUGACCUUCAUCGCGCCAUGCAAAAGUCCCAGUCGGCGCUCUCCCAGCAAUUGACCAUACUCUCGGCCACUUUGCUGUGUCUAGUAUUUACUAGCGUCUGUGGCAUUCAGCACUUCCAGCGGGCUGGACAUCGACAUUUAAACCUCUUUCAGAGCACUUACUAUGUGGUUGUGACCUUCUCCACAGUGGGUUACGGUGACUUGGUGCCGGAUAUCUGGCCCUCGCAGCUCUACAUGGUCAUCAUGAUUUGUGUCGCCCUCAUUGUGCUGCCCACGCAGUUUGAACAACUGGCCUUCACGUGGAUGGAGCGACAGAAACUGGGCGGCAGCUAUAGCUCCCAUCGCGCCCAGAGUGAGAAGCAUGUGGUGGUGUGCUCCACCACACUCCAUGCGGACACCAUCAUGGACUUCCUCAACGAGUUCUACGCCCACCCGCUGCUGCAGGACUUCUAUGUGGUUCUCCUCAGUCCCAUGGAGCUGGACACAACGAUGCGGAUGAUCCUGCAGGUGCCCAUCUGGGCGCAGCGUGUCAUCUACAUUCAGGGCUCCUGUCUGAAGGAUGGGGACUUGGCACGCGCCCGGAUGAACGAGGCGGAGGCGUGCUUCAUUCUGGCGGCCAGGAACUAUGCAGACAAGACGGCCGCCGACGAGCACACCAUCCUACGCUCCUGGGCCGUCAAGGACUUUGCGCCGAAUGUGCCGCAGUAUGUGCAGAUUUUCAGGCCGGAGCACAAGCUGCAUGUGAAGUUCGCGGAGCACGUGGUCUGCGAGGACGAGUUCAAGUACGCCCUGCUGGCCAACAAUUGCACCUGUCCCGGCGCCAGCACACUGGUCACCCUGCUGCUCCACACCUCCCGUGGCCAGGAGGGCCAGCAGAGUCCGGAGGAGUGGCACCGCCUGUAUGGCAAGUGUUCCGGCAAUGAGAUCUACCACAUUGUCCUGGGCGACAGCCGCUUCUUCGGGGAGUACGAGGGCAAGAGCUUCACCUACGCCAGCUUCCAUUCACAUCGCAAAUAUGGCGUGGCCCUGGUGGGCGUGCGUCCGGCGGAGCUGCCGGAAUUCUACGAGGAUACCAUUCUGCUGAACCCGGGGCCCAGACACAUUAUGAAAAAGGAUGACACGUGCUAUUAUAUGAGCAUCACCAAGGAGGAGAAUUCCGCAUUUGUCGUUAAUCAAAAUCAAACAUCGGAUCCGGCGGCAGCUGCCAAGGAGGGAGGUGGAUCCACCUCCGCCUCCGCUCAUCCAGCGGCUGCAACUGCCGGCGAUAAUCCAACGGCUGUGAUAAUCUCGGACUCCCGCCAGAACCUCAGGGACACGACGGUGACCCAGACGGCGGCGACGACGACGACGAUAACCACAACAACCCUGCCGCCGCCACCCCAGGCAAUGGGAUCCCCGAGCAUGGCCGGUGGAUCGGGUGGAGGUGCAGGAGGUGGCCUUGGGGUGGGUCAUGGCAUGGGCACCUCGCUGAGCAUCACGCCAGCCACACUGACCACAACGGGUAAUCACCUGGACGUGCCCUUUGCCAACAACCCGAACCUGCUCAGUCCGGAUGUGCUCAACCAGCGGAGGGGUAGCAGACGUCCUUCGAUCCUUCCCGUGCCAGACAUGUUCACCUCAUCCUCAUUCAGCAUCGCGGGCAACGAUGAUGGCGAAGAGGGCGACGAGAGUGAUGAUGAAAUCGAUGACGAGAUGCCUUGGCGUUCUCCAUCGGAAAAGAUUGCCUGCUUGGGCGGGCACUUUCCCCAAUCGCGCACCUAUUCGCUCAUCAUGAGCUCCUCGGAGGAUUCGAAUCAGCACAGUUGCAGCUUCUGCCAUGCCACUGUUGCCACAUCCGCUUCCGCUGCCGGUUCUGCUGCUGCUGCUGCUGCUGUUCCUAACCCUACUCCAUAUGCUGGAGACUCCACUGGUGAUUCCAUUGACUUGGCCGAGGAGUAUCUGCCGCAGUUGCGCAGGCGCGUCAUGAAGAAGAGCUUUAGCUGCGACAGUGAAUGCCGCAGUGUGCCCGGAAUGGGCAUGGGAACGGGCAUGGGCAUGGGUCUGGGCCUGGGUGGAGGAGCCUUGGCCAGGUUAGCGGCUCGCAGGCGGCAGUUGCAGCGUUGCUGCUCCUGCAGUUGCUCCACCACAACCACUACGACAGCAGCAGCAGUGGCAGCAGCAGAAGGAUCAGGAGCAGGAGCAGGAGCAGGGGCUACGGCAUUCACGUCGAGCAGUUCCGUAGAGACGCGUCGUCCGGUGCGUCCUGUGUGGGUCGCCGACUACUCCUGCAUUGUCAAGGGCUUUCCACCCGUGUCGCCCUUCAUCGGCGUGAGCCCCACGCUCUGCUACCUGCUCAAGGAGAAGAAGCCUCUGUGCUGCCUCCAGCUGGCUCAGGUCUGCGAGCACUGCAGCUAUAGGAAUGCCAAGGAGUAUCAGUGGCAGAACAAGACCAUCAUCCUGGCAGCGGACUAUGCCUCCAAUGGGAUCUACAACUUCAUCAUACCGCUGAGAGCUCACUUCAGGUCGAAGACUUCACUGAAUCCCAUCAUUCUGCUGCUAGAGCGCAGGCCGGACGUGGCCUUCCUGGAUGCCCUUUCCUACUUUCCAUUGGUAUACUGGAUGCUGGGAUCGAUAGACUGCCUGGACGAUCUGCUGAGGGCUGGCAUCACGCUGGCCGAGAGCGUGGUGGUGGUCAACAAAGAGCUCUCCAAUUCAGCCGAGGAGGACUCCCUCUCUGACUGCAACACCAUUGUGGCCGUGCAGAACAUGUUCAAGUUCUUCCCCAGCAUCAAGAGCAUCACGGAGCUGUCGCAGAGCUCCAACAUGAGAUUUAUGCAGUUCCGGGCCCACGACAAGUACGCCCUGCACCUGAGCAAAAUGGAAAAGCGCGAGAAGGAGCGCGGGUCGCACAUCUCCUACAUGUUCCGUCUGCCCUUUGCCGCCGGAGCCGUGUUCAGUGCCUCCAUGCUGGACACUCUGCUGUACCAGGCCUUUGUCAAGGACUAUGUGAUUACGUUUGUGAGGCUUCUGCUGGGCAUCGACCAGGCCCCGGGCAGUGGUUUUCUGACCUCGAUGCGCAUCACCAAGGACGACAUGUGGAUACGCACCUACGGGCGGCUGUACCAGAAGCUUUGCUCAACGACCUGCGAAAUACCGAUUGGCAUCUACCGCACCCAGGACACAUCGAACGCGGACACGUCUCAUGUGAGUAACUCGCCGGUCGAGAGAUGGGGACCCUUCUCCGCCUUCAGCAGACAUUGUGUGCGCUUGCGUCCAUCGUACGACGAGGAGACCGGCACGCCCGACUCGACGAAGGACUCAACGGAAAUGCUGCGCGGAGUCACCUACCGCCCGCCUGCGUCGGCAACAGGUGGCGCCAGCAGUUUCCGGCCGCAGCCGCAGCGUCAGCGGUCGGUCAACUGCCUCGGCGGUUGCUCUGAGCGCAAAGGAUCAUCCUAUUCCAUCAACCUGGCCGACGAGGCAAGGGACAACCAUGCCCAGCAGAUCGAACGGGCGGAGAUUGCGAAUCUGGUGAGGAGUCGAAUGGAGUCCCUGAAUCUACCCACAAUCGACUAUGACGAUGUGAGCGAGAAGCGUAACCACCUUUCCUAUGUGAUAAUCAAUCCGAGCUGUGAUCUCAAGCUGGAGGAAGGCGAUCUCAUCUACCUGGUUAGGCCAUCGCCGUUCUCGGCCCAAAAGACCUUCGAGCGACACAACUCGCGCCGCAAGUCAAACAUCUCAUUCUGUUCGAACAUUAAUCUGGGCGCCACCUGCGGCCCCCAAAUGCCGCAGAUGAACAUGAACAUGGCCAACACCGCCGUCGGGGCUGGAUCGCGUCGAGGCUCCGGCAUCGCCGGUUUGAACCCCAUGCAAAUGCAGAGCGUUCAGACUUUGGCCGGGUAUGGAUCAUCCUCGCAGCGCUGUAGCCCCCCGAUGCAGCAAAUUAAAUCGAAUUCUCUUUCUCUACCCGACAGUCCGACGGUGGUUGGCAAUCAGCGUGGACGGAGUAACUCAUUGCGGAUUGACAACGACAUCCUGCUCCGUCGAUCCUCGUCCCUGCGACAGGGCCUUCCCAGCGUGGGCGUUAGCCACGGCCGGAGAAAGUCGUCGCUGGAGGAGAUCGGCAUCAGUCAUUUCACCACCCUUAUGCAGGCAACGAACCAUAGUAAUCCCAUCAAGAUAUCGCUCAAUGGCAGCAUCGGCAUGGAGAAUCAAAUCUCCUUGCAGGUGACACCACCCGAGGAACCCACACCCAUGUUGGGUGUGCCCUGCGUCUUGGGCGGUGGCGGCGGCGGUGGGAUUAAUCCAUCCGGUGCCGGUUCCUCCACCGGAGGCAUGCUGGGUGCCGGUUCCUCGCUGGCCAUUAAUACGGCAGACCUGGGACCAGGACCGAGCACCUCGUCGGGAGCCAGUGGAUCACUGCAGGCUCAGGACUCGCUGGGACAACAGCCGUCGCAGGUGUCGUCGCCGCAGCAUCUGCAGGGAACGAUUGUAUGAUACAACCUGAUGUGGGGGCGCCGUCUCCGCUCCUCCAUGUCGAAAAACAAGUGGAUAUAGAACACGGCCAGCACGCACAGACACUCCCGUAGAGAUAAGUUCUGAUCGGAUCGAAAGUAUUAGGAACCCAGCCAGCAGGCAACCAACCAAGCAAACCAAGCCAACCAAUCCCACCCCCAAAAGUCUGUCUGUGGUGUGUGGCCCUGGGAGAUCCAUUUGCGAGCCCCUUUAAGUUUAGUAUUGUACGUUCAUGGGAUCACUGAUCCCCUUAUCCCUUGGGAAUACCAAUAACACUCGAGGAUAUAUGUAUAUUAGUUUGUAAGCAAUGCAUUAUGUCGGCUUUGCAAGCCAAGGUCGCGCAAAUUGUGUUUUGGGAACAACAAAUGUAGUUAAACUAUUGGAUAGAUUCGACGGUGACUUAGCUAACUAUAAAAAUGUAAAUAUCCGAUGCCUAGACCUAAGCAUAUCCGAGGAUAGCAAACUAUCAAAUAGAUCGGGCUCGACCCCUGUAUAUACCUUAGGUAUGACCUCACCAAUUAGUUGGGCUUCGGUUCGGUUUAGCUUCCCCUCCUCAGACCCACGAAACCCCAUAUAGAAACAUAUAUGAAGGUGCUAUCAAUGUCUUGUACUAUACACACACACUAGAAUCCACAUUUUGUAAAACUAUUAGCAAUGUUUUACGAUGGCAAGGUAACAAAACAAAACAGAACAAAAUCCUAGAAAGUGAAACGGUUUUCAUAAUAUAAAUUGGAACGGGCUUUGGUAUACUCUAAUGCUUUACAAAACCAACAAAAAUAUGUAUACAUAUAUAUAUUAAAUAAAUCAAAGAAUUUGUAUAUAAACUAUAUUGCUAGGAACCAAAAAUGCAUUCAAGGAAAAACUAUUAGAACCUAAUUGAAAAAACAAACUUAAAUCGGAAGACAACAGAAUCUAGAAAUAUAGAUAUUAGCUUAGAAUUAACUAGAUAAGGCUAAAUGGGGCCGAGAGGAUCGAGUGUCGGCAACUGAACCAAAUUCAAUGAGCUCUAUGAACAAGCGUUCGCAGCUAACAUAACCCUGAAGCCAAAGGCAUCCUUAAGAUGCGUAAUGCCAUACGAUACCUAGCUGAAAAAUUGCUUGGAAAAUGGGCGUUACGCAUCUGACAGGUCUGUCUGUAGCAUACUGUUAGACAACGCAACCCACGUCCCUCUAACUCAAUUCGAUAUAUAUACACUUAGGAUCUAUAGAAAUUAGCCAAUGCAAACAACGUACCUACACACAAAACAUAUACCAUAAACACACACACUUCAAAAAUGUUAGUUAAAGCACUCCCCCCCUCUAAAAGCAGUUUUAUAAGGAAAAUUUUAGUCAACGAUGACGAUGAAAUGCAUUCCAGUGUCUCGAGAGUAAACCUAGUUAAGCUUAUAUGCCUAGAGCACCCCGAAAGAAAAACCUAUUUAUAUAGAUCCGUAUACUGUAUGUAUAGCCUGUAUAUCUGCAUCUCUACCACAUAGAUCAAAUCGAUGUCUCAAUGUACAAAAGUAGGUAACGAAACCGCAUCUGUCAUUGGCUACAGCAUUAGAGAAUGCAUUCGGUGUGUGCUAGGGUAUAAACUUGCUGUAAUAUUUAUCGGUGCGAUGCUCUUUAAGGCAUGCCUAACAGAACUCACA